AUGGUCACCACGUUAUCGUACACAGAGAGGGCAUCACAGCACCCUUCGCCACUUGCUAAGCGUCUGUUUGCGCUUAUGGAGUCCAAGAAGACGAACCUGUGUGCCAGUGUCGAUGUUCGUACCACAGAGGAGUUGCUCAAGCUCGUUGAUACGCUUGGUCCUUAUAUCUGUCUGUUGAAGACGCAUAUUGAUAUCAUUGAUGACUUCUCUAUGGAGUCUACUGUGGCUCCACUGUUGGAGCUUUCAAAGAAGCACAAUUUCCUCAUCUUUGAGGACCGUAAGUUUGCUGAUAUCGGCAACACCGUCAAGGCACAGUACGCCGGUGGUGCGUUCAAGAUUGCACAAUGGGCAGAUAUCACCAACGCCCACGGUGUCACCGGUGCAGGUAUCGUCAAGGGGUUGAAGGAGGCUGCACAGGAAACCACGGAUGAGCCAAGAGGGCUGUUGAUGCUUGCGGAGCUGAGCUCCAAGGGCUCCUUGGCUCACGGGACAUAUACCGAGGAGACCGUGGAGAUUGCCAAAACUGAUAAGGACUUCUGUAUUGGAUUCAUCGCACAGAGAGACAUGGGUGGCAGAGAAGAUGGGUUCGACUGGAUCAUCAUGACACCAGGCGUGGGACUCGACGAUAAGGGCGACUCCCUGGGCCAACAGUACAGAACUGUCGAUGAGGUUGUCAGUGGUGGCUCUGACAUCAUCAUCGUUGGUAGAGGCUUGUUUGGAAAGGGAAGAGAUCCAACAGUGGAAGGUGAGCGUUAUAGAAAAGCAGGCUGGGAUGCUUAUCUCAAGAGAUGCUCAGCUCAAUAA
Messenger RNA from Williopsis jadinii, 804 nucleotides. RefSeq names its product orotidine-5'-phosphate decarboxylase (gene URA3). The transcript has a single exon. Gene Ontology annotation, molecular function: orotidine-5'-phosphate decarboxylase activity. The coding region runs from base 1 to 804 and encodes 267 amino acids. Gene Ontology annotation, cellular component: cytosol. Gene Ontology annotation, biological process: 'de novo' UMP biosynthetic process; 'de novo' pyrimidine nucleobase biosynthetic process. The record is from RefSeq and is a predicted model, not a curated record. Lineage: Eukaryota; Fungi; Ascomycota; Saccharomycetes; Phaffomycetales; Wickerhamomycetaceae.